AUGGACAAGCAAGUGCAUACAGAUGAUGUUGGUGUCUCGUACCAUGAGCAACAAGGUGCAGAGCGUGUAGACGUCCCUGAACAGCGGUCACGAUCAGUUGCUCUAAACAUUGUCGAAAACCCCCUCAAGCUCAAGUCGCUUGAUAAUGUCGUCACUGAUGCAUGCGAUUUUGCUAACUCGCACGGCAUGCCUGAGCAUGCUGCACUAUUCGGUCGAGCGGCCCUGGUUGCCCGAGAGAUGGAUAUCAGUACUAUUCCGGAGCUUACCAACGAAGAACUCCAUGCCCUCCAGUAUGAGAAGGAUCAUAAAUGGCACGGGUCAAAGAUGCUAUGGUACUCGAUCGGCCUUUGCGCUGUUGGAGCCGCCACCCAAGGGUGGGACCAGACUGGGGCUAAUGGAGCCAAUUUAUCGUUUCCCAAGGAGUUUGGCAUCGACCAGCCAGGAAAUGACGAGUGGAUAGUAGGUAUCAUCAACUCUAUCAUCUUUCUAACAGCCGGAGUUAUCGGUGCCUUUAUUGUCGAUCCCCUCAACCACUACUUCGGCCGACGAGGCGAGAUUUUUAUAACAGCUUGCUGUUUGGUUGCCACACCUAUAGGUUCCGGGUUCGCACAGUCGUGGCAAGGUCUUUUUGCAGCACGCUUCGUUAUGGGUAUCGGAAUUGGCGCUAAAAAUGCUACCGUUCCAAUCUACUCUGCUGAGAUGGCGCCAGCUCGUAUUAGAGGUGCUCUCGUUAUGUUCUGGCAGCUUUGGGUCGUCAUAGGUAUCUUUCUCGGCUUCUGUGCGAAUGUUAUCGUCAAGGACGUAGGGGAUAUUGCCUGGCGCCUUGAGUUAGGUUCUGCUUUCAUCCCUGCCUUCCUCCUCGCGGUUGGUAUUUAUUUCUGCCCUGAGUCUCCUCGCUGGCUGAUGAAGCACGGGCGGCACGCCGAAGCAUUCCAAUCAAUGUGUAAACUCCGUGCGCAUCCAAUCAUUGGUGCAAGGGACUUUUACUAUUCAUGGGUCAUAUAUCAGGAGGAGCUAAAGGAAGCGAGAGGUGCUGGGUAUUUCACUCGUCUCUGGGACUGCUUCGCCGUACCACGAAUUAGAAGGGCAAACUACGGUGCCUCAACGGUGAUGUUGGCACAACAAAUGUGUGGGAUCAACAUUAUCUCAUUUUACAGUUCAACCAUCUUUCGAAAUGUCGGCUAUUCCCAAGACGAGGCAUUAUACGCAUCCUUAGGCUAUGGUGCUAUUCAAGUUGUUUUCACAAUCCCUACUCUUUUCCUGAUUGAUACAAAGGGGCGGAGAUUUCUGACCCUAGCUACGUUCCCGUUCAUGUGCAUCUUUCUCCUGGCCGCGGGACUCUCGCUAUUAAAUGAUUCAGGGAGCCGUGGGGCACAGAUUGGACCUGUUAUUUUAUUUAUCUAUCUCUUCACAAUAGCCUAUUGCUUAGGUGAAGGACCUGUUGCUUUCCAGUACUCUGCUGAAGUCUUCCCCACAAUUCAACGCGAACAGGGCAUGGCUUGGGCUGUAUGUAUCAACAACGUCUUUGCUGGCGUUCUCAGCCUAACCUUCCCUAGAAUGCAGACUGUCAUGACUCCUACUGGCGCUUUCGGCUUUUAUGCUGGACUGAAUUUCAUCGCGUGGAUCCUAAUAUUCUGCUUCGUCCGAGAAACUAAACAGAUGACAUUGGAGGAGUUAGACCAGGUCUUUUCUGUCCCAACAAAGAAUUUCUUAUCAUAUGAGUUGAGGAUUUGGCUGCCAUACUUCUUCAAGCGACACAUUCUACGCAGGAAUAUCACAAAGCCCCAACCAGUCAUGGAAAAGGCCGAGACACCAAAUGCUUAG
Messenger RNA from Clonostachys byssicola, 1824 nucleotides. The record is from the annotation of a GenBank genome assembly. NCBI's taxonomy places the organism in Eukaryota, Fungi, Ascomycota, Sordariomycetes, Hypocreales, Bionectriaceae.